Molecule: messenger RNA, 851 nt
Organism: Propithecus coquereli (Coquerel's sifaka)
Lineage: Eukaryota; Metazoa; Chordata; Mammalia; Primates; Indriidae
Gene: TTC9B
Product: tetratricopeptide repeat domain 9B
Exons: 3
Coding region: 13-747 (244 amino acids)
Molecular function (GO): protein binding
Source: RefSeq, a predicted model, not a curated record
GAGUUUCCCACAAUGCAGCGCGGUGCGCUGUCCCCGGUGCUAAUGCUCAGCGCUGCUGCCCCGGAGCCUCCGCCGCGCCCGCCUCCCGCCCUCUCCCCGCCGGGCCCGGGCCCGAGUCCCCGCCAUGGCUCAGCUCGUCCGGGUCCCGCUCCAGAGCCGUCGGGGGGCCUGGCCGCGGCGCUCGACAGCAGCCUGCGGGCUGCCGUGGCGUUCAAGGCGGAGGGCCAGCGCUGCUACCGGGAGAAGAAGUUCCGGGAAGCCAUCGGCAAGUACCAUCGGGCGCUGCUGCAGCUGAAGGCGGCGCAGGGGGCCCGCCCUGGCGGCCUGCCCGCCCCCGCCCCCGCCCCCGGGCCCACCAGCAGUCCGGGGCCGGCGCGCCUCAGCGAGGAGCAGCGGCGCCUGGUGGAGAGCACGGAGGUGGAAUGCUACGACUCCCUCACGGCUUGCCUGCUGCAGUCGGAGCUGGUGAACUACGAACGCGUGCGCGAGUACUGCCUCAAGGUGCUGGAGAAGCAGCAGGGCAACUUCAAGGCCACCUACCGUGCUGGCAUUGCCUUCUACCAUCUGGGCGACUACGCGCGCGCGCUGCGCUACCUGCAGGAGGCCCGCAGCCGGGAGCCCACAGACACCAAUGUCCUCCGCUACAUCCAGCUGACUCAGCUGAAGAUGAACCGUUGCAGCCUCCAGCGAGAAGACAGUGGGGCCGGGGCCGGGGCCGGGGCCGGAGCCCGGGAUGUGGUUGGCUGAGGCCAGCCCUGGGGGACGGUCUCUACCCCCACUCCCUCCCAUCUCACAUGUGACUUCCCCUGACUCAUGUGUUCGCUGGUAAAACACUUGUCACUGGUGACCAU